UAAUCCCUCCCAGGGCUGACAGUUCGACACACUCAGUAAGAGAGGAAGGGCCGGUUAGCAGGACACCCGGGUUUAUUCGCUUUAUGUUGACAGCAGUAGAGUGUGUUAGCAGUCUGAUUUAAACGACAAGGCAUCCCUAAAUCCAAGUCACGUAAUUUGUGAUAUUCCUGAGUUUGCUAAGCAACUGGCUAAUGUUAGCUGUUUCCUGGUUGGAGUUGCAGCCAUUUUGGAUUUUUACCGAGAAACAGCUAGCCGGGGUCGUGGUUUUGGGAGCAGUAAACUAGCCACCGCUCCCGUUUUCGUAACAUAGCUGUUUAUCUACAGACAGGGACAAGGAUACGCUUGACGAGAGGGGAUACAAUACAACGAGUCAACAAUGAAUCCCGAAUAUGACUAUUUAUUCAAGCUGCUCCUGAUUGGUGACUCCGGUGUUGGAAAGUCUUGCCUUCUCCUACGAUUUGCAGAUGACACAUACACAGAAAGUUACAUUAGUACUAUUGGUGUGGACUUCAAAAUACGAACCAUAGAACUAGAUGGAAAGACCAUUAAACUUCAGAUUUGGGAUACGGCAGGUCAGGAGAGGUUUCGUACAAUCACGUCCAGCUACUACAGAGGUGCUCAUGGUAUCAUCGUAGUGUACGAUGUCACAGACCAGGAGUCCUUCAACAAUGUCAAACAGUGGCUACAGGAGAUCGACCGCUAUGCCAGUGAAAAUGUCAACAAGCUAUUGGUUGGGAACAAGUGUGACCUGACGACAAAGAAGGUGGUGGAUUACACAACGGCAAAGGAGUUUGCAGACUCUCUGGCCAUCCCCUUUUUGGAAACCAGCGCCAAGAACGCCACCAACGUGGAGCAGGCCUUCAUGACCAUGGCUGCUGAAAUCAAAAAGAGGAUGGGCCCCGGGGCCACAGCUGGAGGAGGAGACAAGCCCAACGUAAAGCUGACCCCUGGCACUUCUGUCAAGCCUUCAUCAGGAGGAUGCUGCUGAGAGAGAAACCUUUGCCCCCCCCCCCCUCCCCUCUGCAGGCUCUGCAUAGCCCUGAAACUCGACUGUGUUCCAGCAAAGCCCCACCACAAGUUGACAGGACAGGGAAGACAUGUUUGACAUGUCUGUGAGAACAGGAAGAAGAAGUUGCCUGUAUUUGUACUGUACAUAGUAUAGCCACACUACCAAAAACAAAUAAAGCAUCCUUCUUGUCAUACUGUCCUGUUAUUGACAACUAAUUAUACAGAUAGGUGAUCAUUCAACCCGGCCCUGACCCCCAUCACCCCCUAGACCUCUCGGAGACUACUCUUUUAUUUGGCCCUCUGAAUGCAGGUUAAUGAGUUGUGUGUGUGUGUGUGUGUGUGCGUGUGUAUGUGUGUGUUUUAUCUCUGUUUCUCUUUUCCUUCUGUAAUUAUUUUGCUGUUUAUAUCAGCAUGUCUGUCCCCAUUUUAAGUGUUUUUUUAUUUUUCUGCCCACCUCUGCACAGCAGGCUUUCACUGUUAAUUUCUAGUGCAACUUUGUAUGUACAUAAACAUUAUGAGUGUGUGUGUAUAUAUUGUGUGUGUGUGUGUGUGUGUACACACAUACACACUCUCAAAUCUGAUUUGCCAGUUCUGUAGUGUUGAUUAUGUUAUUGGGGUAGUCUUGACUCUUUAUCUCUGCAUUACAUUUGUGGCUGAAGACAACUGUUGUUGCUCAACAUGUAACACUGAAAAUAAAUAUUGUACUACCAGACUGUAGA
Molecule: messenger RNA, 1727 nt
Organism: Etheostoma spectabile (orangethroat darter)
Lineage: Eukaryota; Metazoa; Chordata; Actinopteri; Perciformes; Percidae
Product: ras-related protein ORAB-1
Exons: 6
Coding region: 377-988 (203 amino acids)
Molecular function (GO): GTPase activity; GTP binding
Source: RefSeq, a predicted model, not a curated record